Messenger RNA from Gossypium arboreum, 1241 nucleotides. RefSeq lists its product as uncharacterized. The coding region runs from base 459 to 1016 and encodes 185 amino acids. The transcript is spliced from 3 exons. NCBI's taxonomy places the organism in Eukaryota, Viridiplantae, Streptophyta, Magnoliopsida, Malvales, Malvaceae. The record is from RefSeq and is a predicted model, not a curated record.
UUUAAUUCAAAUUUUAAUAUCCACCAUGCAGACUAAGAAAACAUUUUAUACAAAGAUAAGAUAGACGAAUAUAUAAUAUAUGUAUAUAUAUGAUUCACCCUGCAAGAGUCUGGCCAUGUAAGAGUAUAGGAAAGUCAGCAAAUUGCACCAAAACAGAUCAACACUCUGUUUCCAUUAAUUUUCUUUAAUUUUCUGUCAAAGUGAGUAUUGAGGAAGUAGGCACAGAGAAGGAGGUACAUUUGUGAAGGAGAAUAUAAUAUAAGUUGUGUCCUUUUCGUUAGUUCUUUGUUUUCACUGCCUUUUGGCUUUCCUUUGUAUCCUAUUUCAGUCCCUUUGCAAAACCUGCCAUCUCUGAAGCUUUUGUAUCAAAUUUUCUAUAGAUAUAACCUCUUCAGAAUCUGUGGGAAAGUUUUGCCUUUUGGAAGGUUCUUAAUCCAAGAAAAGUAGGGAAAUUUUGGAUGUUAAAGUGGAGCAGAUGGUGUUUUUGUAGAAAUUUGGGAAUGGAAGAUAGAUAUAGUUUUCCAUCCUUGAGAGAUGGGGAUUUUGAGGAAGAAGAUGUUUGGGCAGUUCUUAAGGAAAGUAAGGAUUCAACUUACAGGGUUGGACAUUCCAGUGAAUCUUCCAUUCCUGAUAGAGGACAUGUUCCAAGUGCUGCAAGAAUGAUCCCAAGAACUUUGUCUGCAAUUAAUAACAGCAGUAACAUUGGCAGUUGUUGUUCUAGUUACAGUCAUGAGGCUAAUGAUGUUAAGCAGCAAUCAGCCCCAGAAAACAUCCCUGAUUGGUCAAAGGUUUCUACAAAGAUGAGGAAUGGUUCAUGGCAUGAUGAUGAUGACGAUGAUGACGAUGAUGAUAAAUACAAUUCCAUGCUUCCACCACAUGAAAUUCUUGCAAGGAGGCUUGCAAGGAAUCAGAUUUCGUCAUUCUCAGUUUUUGAAGGUGUUGGUAGAAAACUAAAAGGGAGGGAUUUGAAGAAAGUGAGAAACGCUGUUUUAACAAAAACAGGUUUCCUUGAAUAAUGUUAUCACAUGGUGAUCAUUCAUAAAUGAUAAUUGAAAGAGUUUCCUCUUUCAGUUUUCAUGCUAGUUUAUUUCAGUAUAUAGAUUCACUUUUACGUUUUUAAAUAAUUGAAUCAAUCAAUGAUGAUUGCCAUAUUAGUUAAGAGUUGAAGAUAUAUAAUGGUAAUCCAUGUACACGUACGUGUAUUAAUAAAAGUGCGUAUCAUAUUGAUCGUGUUUAUUAUA